AUGAUCUGGCUCCUCACCGCUUUGGCCGUGGUAGCAGCCCUCGUCUACCACUUCUGGAGUUCGAACAACAACACGAAAGACUUCUACAACCUCCCCGGCCCGUCGUUCAAGUGGUACUCGCCCGUGCUGGGCAACCUAGUCGACCUCGAGACAUGCCGCGACACGCUCGUGUCCCCCGACUGGGUGAAGUUGGGAUGGACGGGCCGCUAUCGCUUCCUCUUCGGCACGGAGCGGAUGUACACGCUCGACCCGGGAGCCAUUGGACACAUUCUGGGCCGGCCAGACGAAUGGGUCAAGCCAACGGACUUCAAGACGAUCAUGCGCCGCGUCACGGGCGAGGGACUCGUGACUGUCGAAGGAGCGCAGCACAAGCGGCAACGGCGCGUGCUCUCCCCUGCAUUCUCGACCUCUGCUCUGGCGUCCAUGGGCCCCGUACUGUGGACGAAGGCUGCAGAACUGGUUCAGCUUUUCCAAGCCCUGAUCGCAGACGACACGCUCGAGGACCUCGCCGCCCGCCCCCCGAAGCCCGAGGACCGCGUACCCGGUGCGCGCAAGAUUGACGUGAUCCGGCACAUGAACUCUUUCUCCGCCGACGUGAUCGGACUCUGUGGCUUUGGUCAUGAUUUCGACUCUCUGUCGCGCAAAGGACCCAGCGACCCACUGGCAGAGGACUUUGCCAACCUCGUCGACGCGUGCGCGGAAGACGCGUUAAUGACAGAGGCGCAGAACCAGUUCCCGCUCCUAGACCUGAUUCCGACGAAACCGCGCCGCAUCGUGGACCGGUGCAAGAAGUCGGUGGACCAGAUCAGCGCCAAAUUCGUCGCGCGCAAGCGGGCCGAGAUCCACGAUCUCGGUGGGGGUAUGGAGCUCAGCGAGGAGGAGGCGGGCAAGGAUAUUCUCUCCAGGCUCAUGGCCGCCAAUGCCAGAGAGUCGGGCAAGGCGGCAAUGAGCGACGACGAGGUACGCGACCAGAUCGCCACGAUGCUGUUUGCCGGCUCGUCGACCCUGUCUGCUGUCUUGUAUCGACUCGCCGAGAACCCGCGCGUGCAGAGCAAAUUGCGGGCCGAACUGCAGGAACUCGCAGACGCUCCGGAUAUGAGUGUGUUGGAUGCUGCGCCGUAUCUGGACCAUGUCGUGCGCGAGAGCCUGCGCUUGGAUAGCCCCGUGACGUGCACGGUGCGCGAGGCGGCGAAGGAUACGGUGCUCCCCCUCGAAGUCCCCGUCAAGGGGCGGGAUGGGCGCAUGAUGUCCGAAGUCGCCGUCAAGAAGGGCACCUACGUCCUCCUCAGCUUUUCUGGGAUGCACACCGCUCCCGAGCUUUGGGGCGAGGAUGCGAUGGAGUUCAAGCCCGAGAGGUUCGAGGAGGAGGGAUGGCCGCGAAUGCCCAUCCCCGGGAUCGUCAAGAAUCGCGCUGUUUGCGCUCCUGCGCGCGUUCGAGUUUGCCCCUCUGCCGAGCCAGCCCAAGAUCGAGCGGACUAUGAUGUUCACCCUCAGGCCCGAGGUCAAGGGCGAGACGGGAUCGCAGAUGCCCCUGCUUGUCAAGAAUGUUACGGCGUGAGGUUCAGUGGUUUUCCUUGGAUGGAGAGGGAAGAGGAAGGCGCGACGCUGGGCGUAGCGCUGAGCAGCGGCCUUUUGGAAUGUCUUGCUACGUAG
This is a messenger RNA of Trichosporon asahii var. asahii CBS 2479, 1653 nucleotides long. Its product is annotated as cytochrome P450. Lineage: Eukaryota; Fungi; Basidiomycota; Tremellomycetes; Trichosporonales; Trichosporonaceae. The transcript is spliced from 2 exons. Gene Ontology annotation, molecular function: iron ion binding; monooxygenase activity; oxidoreductase activity, acting on paired donors, with incorporation or reduction of molecular oxygen. Bases 1 to 1653 code for a protein of 550 amino acids. The record is from RefSeq and is a predicted model, not a curated record.